Molecule: messenger RNA, 1467 nt
Organism: Corylus avellana
Lineage: Eukaryota; Viridiplantae; Streptophyta; Magnoliopsida; Fagales; Betulaceae
Molecular function (GO): protein binding
Source: RefSeq, a predicted model, not a curated record
UUGGUUUAACCAAACGUACACUUGUCAAUCGUUGGGGGAAAAGGUUGCCAAGUUUGAAAGUGGACUGCAAUUUUUCCACUUUCCUCCCAACUUCACACCCAAAAACAAGCGGUCAUCCUGUCCCACACCAUACUCUCUUUACCCAAGCCGUGAUUGAUGGCAAACAUUUCCGCAAGGAAUCCUUGGGUAUCACUCCUCAAACUUCCAUCACACCCCCUCCCUGUUUUUGGAGGGAACAUGGGCAUGGAGACCCCACCCCACUUUCUUCCCCUUUAGUCACUCUCAAGUUUCAACAACCACCCAAUUUUCCAAAACAAAAGUCUUCACCUCCAUCUUCGUAUAUAUAUAUAUCUCUGUUUUUCUCUCAAUUUAUCACUGAAAAACAGAGCACACACAUAUUUUCAUGGACUGGUUCUCUUGGCUAUCCAAAACCGGCCUUGAGCCGUCUCUGGUUUACGAAUAUGGCCUUGCUUUUGCUCACAACGAGCUUGAAGAAGAAGAUGUGGUUUAUUUUAACCAUGAGUUUCUGCAGAGCAUGGGGAUCUCCAUAGCCAAACACAGGCUGGAGAUCCUUAAGCUUGCUAGAAAGGAGAAGGGUACAAGCCCGCGACCCAUGUCGAGGCUUCUCGUCGCCAUCAGGAGGACGAAGAGGUGCUUGGGGAAAUACAUCCGCACGUGGGUUCGCCGGGAGGAGUCGUCGGCGCUCGUGGUUGUGCCGAGGCCUGGUUACGGGUCGAGAUGGAAGGGGGCGAUGGUGAAGAGGAACAAGAGAUUGAUGACGACGACGGCGGCGGCGAAGGCAAAGCAGGGGAGGCUGUUGCUCACAAACGGGAGUCCUCGUUGCGUUGACAGUUUUUCUAGCCCUGUGGUGUAUGAUCUCCGGAAGGAGGAAAAGAUGGAAAGCAGCGAUGAUGGGUACUGGCUGACCGGAGUUGAGGAGAUCAGGUGGGAUACUCUGUUUCAGGACUUGAAACCCACAUGAAUUUUUCUUCUCUUCUCUCUUGUUUUUUCUGAUAUCUGGAGACUGGAGUUCAAUUUAAUGGUGAGGGAUGGGUUUUUUUGGGUUCUUCCACCAGAGGGGUUUUCAAUCUUUUGAUUGUGUGUUUCAGAAGACUUUUUAUGUUUUUUUAAUUUUUUUUUUUUUCAUUAGUGGUGGGUGGGUCAUGCGGAUGACAAACUUUAGCAGCAAGGGCCUGCUUCAGCAAUGAGAUUGUCUCCCUUGCAUAUGUAUGUUAAUUGUCUUUAUUGAAAGGUAGAAAAAGAAAGCACCAGUAUUUAGGGUCUUUGGAAUUUUUUUUUUUUUUUUUUUUUUUUCUCCUAAUCUAAGCGGGAGAUCAGGAAAAAAGGGAUUUAAGGUCUUUGUAAGCAUAACUAUAAUGUUAGAUAUUUAACCCCAAAGGGUUGGCCAAAUGGUUGGAUAGCUCGGAAUUUUGAGUUUGCUUUUUAAGGUCUUAAGUUUGAAACCCA